AUGCAGGCCUUCGUCCCGAAGACCAGAAGGCCCCGGUUUGAGCUUGUUUUAAGGAUCAUUGACAUCAACAAUGUUCCAUUAGGAAAUGGCACCGCGUGGGUAAAAUGGCGUCUUCCAUCCUCAUCUGGUGCAUCAGAAAGCCAGGGCCACACUGAGAAGGCACCUCUUGCGGAUCACCGUGCAUCUUGGAACUACGAGAAGACCUCUCUUGUGAGGAUCACUAUCGACAGGAAUUCCAUGCUGCAGGAGUGCGAUAUUAACUUCGAAGUCAUUCAAGAGUUUCACUCAUCGCCUACCAAUGACAAGAAUGUACUCGGCAAAAUCAAACUCAACCUUUCGGAAUACGUGGACAAGGUUGACGAUGAUGAAGGUGUGGUUAGAAGAUACCUAAUGUUUGACAGUAAAGUCAACAGCACUGUCAAGAUUGGUAUUGCUAUGCACCAGGUCGAGGGAGAUCGUAAUUUCACAACGCCACCUUUGAAAUCGGCCACAGUAUUUGGAGGCAUUGCAAGGAUAGUGCAUGCCGCAGAGCCCGGAGAUGCAGACGAAUCAGGCCACCUACCAUCGAUCAGCACCAAAACCAACGAAGCGGCAGAUAUGCAGGACAUGUACCGACGAACCCUGGCAGCGUCUUGGAUGUCUCGACCUUGCGACUUGCCAGCUGACAAGCUAAUCGAGGAGCUGUUUGCCGGAAGCUCCUGCUGGAACAACGAUGCCCAUAAUACAGCCGAGCCAGGAGAUAGCCACUCGAGCACCUUUCUCAACGUAGAAGCAGCCGAGCGCCAAACUCGCUCAGGAAAAAGACUCUCCCCUAGCUUCGAACGGCGGCCCAAGAGCUCUAUCAGCAUUCACUCACACAGUAGUGGGAAGACCCCAGACUCUCUUUCUACCCUUGGGACUUCCCAAAAAGGCAGGGAUUUGGAGCACAAUCUCUAUGAUGGGAAAGGCAGAAGCUGGAAAAGCCGGAAUGCCGAGCACGAAUGCUCCGAGUUUGAUGUUCGAGAGGAUCUACGAAGUUGGGAAUUCUCAUCUAAAGAAUAG
Messenger RNA from Penicillium pulvis, 1041 nucleotides. Its product is annotated as N-terminal C2 domain-containing protein. Lineage: Eukaryota; Fungi; Ascomycota; Eurotiomycetes; Eurotiales; Aspergillaceae. The transcript has 5 exons. Bases 1 to 1041 code for a protein of 346 amino acids. The record is from RefSeq and is a predicted model, not a curated record.